Molecule: messenger RNA, 1038 nt
Organism: Diachasma alloeum
Lineage: Eukaryota; Metazoa; Arthropoda; Insecta; Hymenoptera; Braconidae
Product: cyclin-dependent kinase inhibitor 1
Exons: 3
Coding region: 155-517 (120 amino acids)
Biological process (GO): regulation of cell cycle
Cellular component (GO): nucleus
Molecular function (GO): cyclin-dependent protein serine/threonine kinase inhibitor activity
Source: RefSeq, a predicted model, not a curated record
GCGUCUUAUCCAGUUUGUUGGCCCCGCGUUUCCAGGGGAAAAAAUUGCUCCCCACACGACAACAAUAGUGAAUCAUCGCUGAGAAGUCGUCGAUGAUCCCCACAGGCUCUCAAUACGUCAAUAUCAAGCAGAAAGAGUCGCGUAAUUCGCGGAAAUGCUUGCGAGACUGGCGAUGGAGGAGGGAAAUGGUGAGACUCAGGCGUUGAAGUUGAAAAAUGUGAGGAGACGACUGUUCAAGGACGAUGAGGACGAGGCGACCACUGAGCCACAGGGGAAUGCUGAUAACGAGGCCAAUAGGUUCGUCGAGAAGGCGCGAGAAAGCUUCGAGCAAGCCAAAGAAAAAUGGAAUUUUGAUUUCGAUAAAGGUGAACCACUGCCAGGUCGCUACGAGUGGAUAAAAGCAGACGAGGACUUUCCACCCGACGAAUCGCCCCCUCCAGCCCAAGAGCCAGACGAAAACUCAACCACCACCGGAAAUGCUCAGCUCUCAGACGAGAGCACCAGAGAGACUAGUUAAUAAUUCUAUUCUCAAAAUCGAGAAUACUAAUACCUAACGAAAAUUCUCUCACUCAUUUUUUUAUUAUCAAUUUACUAUUGGACGAGACCGUUCAGUAUUUUUUACAUUUAUUUAAACCACGUGGUUGGAAAAGACUUGAAUUUGAUAUUGAUGAUGUACCUGUAGACCAUUCGAGUGAGAUGAAUCAUGUGAAAGAAUAAUUUGUGAUGGUUUUCAAAAUUAAUUAGUGAUUUUAAUAUCUAAAUUAUUAAGUGUAAAAUUUUUCUUCAAAAUUUUCGACUCUAGUCAAAUGUGAAAAACAAUAAUUAUGCCUCCCCACGAUUAAUUUAUUAUCCCUUUGUCAUAUUAAUGUAUACAAUUAAUAUAUUUACCCCCGAUUUUGUAAGCGUGAUAUUAAUCGGCUGAAUAAAAGGCCAAACGAAGAGAGUCGUAGGGCACGAAAUUCACUAAUUGUGCAAUAACGUAUGUACAAAGAACUAAUGCAAGGAAAACGAUAAUAAAUGUUGAAAAAUUUCUCUUUA